AUGCCAUCCUACUACAUCCUCAAACCCAUAGUUAUGCUGCUCCGUUUCCUGAGAAAACUCCUCCCAGCCAUCAAGUCCGCCCCGGACGAAAUCAGACAGAUUCCAUCUCGCGAACCCAACCGCACCAUCAAGCUACACAUCUACCAUCCCCCCGAUAAAACAGACCCCCAACCAACUCCCGUACUCAUCACCUUCUGCGGCAGCGGCUUCGUCAUGCCCGGCCACGGCCUCGAUGACGCCUACUGCCAACAAAUCAGCCGCGAAGCAUCCCACACCGUCAUCGACGUGCAGUACCGUCUGGCCCCAGAACACCCAUGUCCCGCCGCAUUGCACGACGCAGCCGACGUACUGGCGUGGGUGCAAUCCCACCCAGAACUGUACGACCCCUCACGUAUCAGUAUCGGCGGGUUCAGCGCGGGGGCUACCAUCGCCAUAUCAACCGCGGCACAUACCCCAUCGGGAGUCUUGCAUGCGUUGAUCGCGUUCUACCCCGCCUGCGACAUGAGCAUUAGCCCGUAUAAGAAGAAAGCGCCUGAUCAGUCGGGAACACCCCUGCCGCCUUGGUUGCUUGCGUUAUUUCGGGCUUGCUAUCUGCGAGGGGGCGUGAGUCCCGAUGAUGCUAGGGUGUCCCCUGUGCGUGCAGAACCGGGUGUCUAUCCGAAGAAAUGUCUGUUUGUUACUGCCGCGCAGUGUAAUAUGGCGGUGGAGGCGGAGGACCUGGCAAACAGGAUUGGCGAGGUCGAAGGAAAGGAGGUCGUGGUGCAGCGGUUUGAGGGGUGUGGACAUGCUUGGGAUAAGGUUGCCAAGGUGGGCACUAAGAAUUGGGAUAAGAAGGUUAGGGCGUAUGGGAUGGUCGUGGAGUUGUUGCGUUCUUAA
Molecule: messenger RNA, 876 nt
Organism: Aspergillus tanneri
Lineage: Eukaryota; Fungi; Ascomycota; Eurotiomycetes; Eurotiales; Aspergillaceae
Product: putative esterase/lipase
Exons: 1
Coding region: 1-876 (291 amino acids)
Molecular function (GO): hydrolase activity
Source: RefSeq, a predicted model, not a curated record